Molecule: messenger RNA, 4746 nt
Organism: Pecten maximus
Lineage: Eukaryota; Metazoa; Mollusca; Bivalvia; Pectinida; Pectinidae
Exons: 18
Coding region: 52-4746 (1564 amino acids)
Source: RefSeq, a predicted model, not a curated record
ACAGGAAAAGUAAGCUUGAAAUUGAAGUUGGCAGACCAGUUUCAGAGUGGCAUGGAGGAUUCUACAUCUGCUGUAUUCAAAUCGACAGCAGAUGAACUUUGUUCAGGGACAAAGCAGGCAAUGACUUCAGAUUAUAGCUUCCCACGAGAUACCAGCUUUGGGUGCAAAGUAGAAUCGCUAAGACAAGGAAGCAUAAUUGUUGUACUUCUGGUCACCUUCAAUGUAUAUGGCAGUUACACAAUACCCGACAACGACGAAUAUGUCCAGACAAUAGUUUCAUACAUAGGAGCCGAUAUGAAACUGGGGUCAUUCACAGUUAUAUAUGGGUCCAUAGCUGUUAUUGUAGCUUCCUAUAAGACACAAGGGAUAGAAACCCGUGUUACAAAACCAACCACUCCCGAACCUACAACAACAGAACCAAAGACGCCUACACCACCCGAAAUGCAACUCGUUAGCUCACUCUCAACUCCUAAUGGCGACCUCAUUAUUGAAUGCAAUGUCCACUACGCACCAAAAGCCUGGAAUACAGUCAAAUUGAUGUCCUCAGAUGCCAACACUGGGAUUUUAGCUGUCGGACAUGUAAAUGGAACGACACAAAGCGACAACAACGCGCACCACAUAAACUUUCGAGCUGAUGAUAGUAAUGUUUCAAUUAGCCUACUCUUCCCCAACACAACGAAACACUGUUUUUCCAGGAGUAACUACACGUGUUCAAUCUAUAGAAAUGAGGAUGUUUUUGUAGAGACAACGGAAUAUAUUUCCACCCCAGUUGAAGAAGCAGCACAAAAUCCUGAAAUAGAUGGAAUCACAACAGUGAACGAGGGUGACACAUAUACAGUUAACUGUUCCGGAGACCUGGCUCCGCCAUCUACUACACUCAACCUGUUCACAAGAACAGCCAAUGCCACAUCCUUUACAAAGUCAUCAGUCGUUGCUCUAAGUACUAUUGGUAAUAUCACCGAAUCCUGCUACCUCCAAACAACAAAGAGUUAUAAUCUGAUUGCUGACAGAACAGAUAAUGGUACAGAGAUGAGGUGUGAGGCAGUUAACACAUCUCCAGGCUCACAGACGAUUUCCGAUUCACGAGUGAUUGUGGUGAACGUUGCCGAAAUGCAACUGGUUAGCUCACUCUCAUCUCCUAAUGGCGACCUCAUUAUUGAAUGCAAUGUCCACUACGCACCAAAAGCCUGGAAUACAGUCAAAUUGGUGUCCUCAGAUGCCAACACUAGAAUUUUAGCUGUCGGACAUGUAAAUGGAACGACACAAAGCGACAACAACGCGUACCAUCUAAACUUUCAAGCUGAUGAUAGUAACGUUUCAAUAAGCCUACUCUUCCCCAACACAACGAAACACUGUUUUGCCAGGAGUAACUACACGUGUUCACUCUAUAGAAAUGAGGAUGUCUUUGUAGAGACAACGGAAUAUAUUUCCACCCCAGUUGAAGAAGCAGCACAACAUCCUGAAAUUGAAGGAAUCACAACAGUGAACGAGGGGGACACAUAUACAGCUAACUGUUCCGGAGACCUGGCUCCGCCAUCUACUACACUCAACCUGUUCACAAGAACAGCCAAUGCCACAUCCUUUACAAAGUCAUCAGUCGUUGCUCUAAGUACUAUUGGUAAUCUCACCGAAUCCUGCUACCUCCAAACAACAAAGAGUUAUAAUCUGAUUGCUGACAGAACAGAUAAUGGUACAGAGAUGAGGUGUGAGGCAGUUAACACAUCUCCAGGCUCACGGACGAUUUCCGAUUCACGAGUGAUUGUGGUGAACGUUGCCGAAAUGCAACUGGUUAGCUCACUCUCAUCUCCUAAUGGCGACCUCAUUAUUGAAUGCAAUGUCCACUACGCACCAAAAGCCUGGAAUACAGUCAAAUUGAUGUCCUCAGAUGCCAACACAGGAAUUUUAGCUGUCGGACAUGUAAAUGGAACGACACAAAGCGACAACAACGCGUACCAACUAAACUUUCAAGCUGAUGAUAGUAACGUUUCAAUAAGCCUACUCUUCCCCAACACAACGAAACACUGUUUUGCCAGGAGUAACUACACGUGUUCACUCUAUAGAAAUGAGCAUGUUUUUGUAGAGACAACGGAAUAUAUUUCCAUCCCAGUUGAAGAAGCAGCACAGAAUCCUGAAAUAGAUGAAAUCACAACAGUGAACGAGGGAGACACAUAUACAGUUAACUGUUCCGGAGACCUGGCUCCACAAUCUACUACACUCGACCUCUACACAAGAACAGCAAAUGCCACAUCCUAUACAAAGUCCCCAGUCGAUGCCCUAGUUACUAUUGGUAAUCUCACCGAAUCCUGCUACAUCCAAACAACAAAGAGUUACAAUCUGAUUGCUGACAGAACAGAUAAUGGUACAGAGAUGAGGUGUGAGGCAGUUAAUACAUCACCAGGUUCACAGACGAUUUCAGAUUCACGAAUGAUUGUGGUGAACGUUGCCGAAAUGCAACUUGCCAGCUCGCUCUCAUCUCCUAAUGGUGACCUCAUUAUUGAAUGCAAUGCCAAAUUCGCGCCAAAAGACUGGAGUGAGUUGAAAUUGAUGUCAAAUAGUACCAAUAUCGGGGUUGUAGCUGUUGGCUAUGUAAAUGGAUCGGCACAAAAGGACAACAGUUCGUACCAAAUGACCUUGCAAUCUGCCGAGAGUAACGUUUCAAUAAGCCUACUCUUCCCCAACACAACUAAACACUGUUUUGUUGGAAGUGACUACACGUGUUUACUCUAUAGAAAUGGGGAUAUCGUUGUAGAAACUACUGAAUAUAUUUCCAUCCCAGCUAUAGAUGCCGCUGAAAACGUUGUAAUUUUUGGAAAUACUACGUUGAAUGAAGGAGACAAAUACGAAGUAAAUUGUACUGGGGACCUGGCACCACCGUCUAGUACACUGGACCUGUACAUCAAAGCAGUGAACGCCACGUCUUUUAAAAAGUCUUCGGCAUCGCCUCAAAUUACAAUUGACAAACUGACUGAUGUUUGUUACCUUCAAACAACAAAGAGUUACACGUUUGUUGCCGACAGAGAUGUCAACGGAACACAACUAAAGUGUGAGGGAAUAAAUGCAACUGCAGUUUCUGGAAUAAAGUCGCUCAUAGUACGAAUCAUCGAGAUGGAAAUGAAUGAUUCUAUAACAACUCCCGGAGAGGAGAUGACCAUAAGCUGUAACAUCCGAUAUGCUCCAUCUGGCUGGGAAGACUUUAGUAUUGUGUCAGAAGAUAAUACUGACAUACAUGGUAGAGCCUUUCCAAACGGAACUAUUGUCCAGGGCAAUAGUACAUAUAUAGUUGGAUUACAACAGAACAGCGAGGACAUGACACUGAGCAUUAUGUUUCCUAACACCACUACACACUGUACCGCGAGAGGACGCUACAUGUGUAGAUUAACAUUUAUGGGAAGUGAGGUCAUCAAUGAUACAGCAACAGCUAUCAUUUCAGAUCUCGCCAGUGGGCUUGUACUUGAAGGGAACAAUACAGUUCAGGAAGGUGAACGGUAUACUUUGAACUGUUCUGGAAAAGUAGCUACAGAAGGAGGAGAUCUCGAACUUUAUGUACGCUUCAGGAACACAUCAGACUUCGUCAAGUUUACUGAAGUUCCCACAAUAGCUAUUGGUGGAAAUGAUGACUCCUGCUAUCAGACUAUAACCAAGACUUACGAGCUCAUUGCUGAGACAGUCCAGAAUGGUUCGGAAUUCCAAUGCGUGGCCACUAAUAAUAAACUCACCUCCUACCAAAUCAGCAGCACCAUUGAUAUGGUAGUUGAUUUUGCAGAUUUCAGCACUAGUUUUCAUUUGCAAAACACUACAUGGGUCCCUGCCUAUGGCGACAAAAACAGUCCGGAAUUCAAAGCUUUCGCUGAAAGCAUAGAAAACGAUACAGACUACGUGUACAGCCAAAGCCCCUUGAAGGAUAACUUCCAGAGAAGUAAAGUCAUCGAACUCAAACCUGGAAGUGUAUUCGCCGUGAUCGUGAUGUUUAUACACUUGGAGUUGAUAAUCGAUGAUGGUUCCAGCAAUAUAAUCACAACAAAACUGACGCCCUCUGACAUUAUAUCAGCAUUCACGGACACCCUACCAUUGGUUUCUAACAAUCUGUCUAACAGUACUAUUUUACAAGUAGAUACCGACAGCAUUACCGGUGAAAUUGUUAUAACAGAUCCUGAGGAUGACUUCGACUGUGUUACGCGGACCGAUGUUAUAUUUCUCCUGGAUGCAUCCACAAGUAUUGGAAGUAGUAACUUCAUACUAAUGAAAUAUUUCAUUAAAAACUACACUGCGAAUAUUUUGUUAGGUAGUAACGCUAUUCAAAUUGGUAUUGCCAAGUUUUCAACCAACGCGAGCAAUGAAUUCUGGCUAAAUGAACAUUAUGGAGCAUUGACUAUUAAUCCGGCGAUAGAUGCCAUAGUAUACACCAGCAGAUCAACAUGUAUAGCCAAGGGACUAGAGUUUGUUCGAUCAAAUUCCCUUACCACUGCGAAUGGAGCAAGACAGGACGCUUCGAAGGUAAUCAUUCUUAUGACUGAUGGACAAGCGCACGAUCAGCCGGCAGCAAUCGCCAGUACACUAAGAGCUGAGGGCGUCCUCAUAGCUUGCGUUGGAAUAGGGAGUGGAAUUGAUAUGACCCAGUUAAACAACAUCGCAUACAACUCCUCGUUCAUUUUUUUAGCGUCCGAUUUCAACGUGUUAGCACAAAUCGCGGACACGGUGAAAGGAUCAUCAUGUUUUGAUAACGGCUCCGGAAAUCAAUUUAAUUGA